Trichophyton verrucosum HKI 0517 is the source of this 1155-nucleotide messenger RNA. RefSeq lists its product as uncharacterized. The coding region runs from base 1 to 1155 and encodes 384 amino acids. Lineage: Eukaryota; Fungi; Ascomycota; Eurotiomycetes; Onygenales; Arthrodermataceae. The record is from RefSeq and is a predicted model, not a curated record. The transcript has a single exon.
AUGCAUAGCAACGAGAUUUCAGACAGUGAACAAGCAAGCUCAGGCGGCCAGAAAAACGGCCAGAGUGAACGCUCCAAGUGUCGGGAUAUCUUUCUCUUCAGCGUCUCAAGGACUCUGUCAAAUGUGUUUUGCCGUUUGCUCUCGGCUCAGCGGGGCUGGGUUCAAUCAGACUACCAUCUCGACAAGGGCUUCUUCCAGGCUCGAGAUAAAUUCGACUGGGCCCCUCUGGACAAGAUAAGCGAUGAGCUGCGCCAGGAGUACAUAGAGUUAACCCACAAGGGGGCGGAGAUACUUCAGAAGGCGAGAGAAGAUGCUAUUAAGGAGGUACAUAAUCUAGUUACCCCCAGUCAACAAAGUCAAAAGUCGGCGGACAGACGGGCCAUUGAUACUAACGAUCAGCAACAGGAUAAACACCUCUUUGUGAAGAAUCAUUCUUUUUUCGUGGUUGAGCCAUCAGCCUUGUUGGAUGAAGCACAGCGGGGCGAAGAAGUCCCCUCUCUGACUAUCGUUCCCAGGCCUUUAGCAGCUGAAGCAGAGGGCGGCGUAUCAGCUACACCAGCACGAACGAAGACAAACACGACCUUCUUCCCUGACGAGUACCUUUUAUUAUGGCAGCCGGUGUUUAUGAUUCGCCAUCCCGCACUCGUCGUUGAAUCAUGGUACAGGACCGAAACAAGAGUCGUUCCCAUCGGCGUCAAAGACAGAGUCUGGUCGUAUUUGACGUUCCGGUAUUCUCGCAGCCUAUACGACUGGUACGUGGCUAGAGCUACAGAGUCCAACGGCACCAAGACAGCGGCAGACGGUAACAGUGCUUCCUCUCCCUGGCCUAUUGUCAUCGAUGCGGAUGAUGUUCUCAGUGGAGAGUGUUUGGCCAAGUUCUGCAGUGCGUGUGGUAUGAGUGUGGGACAUAUCAAGUUUGAAUGGGAGGAACUGCCUCUUGAAGCACAGGACGUUUCGAAAAGACAUAUGAGUUACAUGCGUGAUCUGUGGGCGUCCACGGGCCUUGACCAGUCCAAGUCUUCAAAGGGAUUGGAUAUGGAGGUUCGAUAUGGGAAGUGGAAAGAGGAAUUUGGGGAUAGUGUUGCGGAGGGCUUGUAUGAACGUGUCCAGAAGCUGAUGCCGGAUUACGAGUAUUUGAAGAGAAGUAAAAUAUAG